AAAAAAGCUGAGAGCAAAAAGAAUCGAUCAUUCAUAAUAGAGCAGAGAGACGGAGACAGACGACAAGGAGGGGCUGAUAGGUUUCACCGAAGCUGAGAGAAAUCAUCAAAGAGUUUGAGCUAGAUUAUGAAUUCGGGAGGAGGAAUCGUUGCUGCACCAACAACAGCAGCUCCUUCAAGCGGCGGUGGAAACGUUGAGUGGCAUGUCCGACCACCGAACCCUAAAAACCCAGUCGUCUUCUUCGAUGUCUCUAUUGGUGGCAUCCCCGCCGGUCGUAUCAAGAUGGAGCUUUUCGCCGACAUUGCUCCCAGAACCGCUGAAAACUUCAGGCAGUUCUGUACUGGUGAACACAGAAAGGUUGGAAAACCUCUUGGUUACAAAGAAUGUCAGUUUCACAGGGUUAUCAAGGAUUUUAUGGUUCAAAGUGGUGAUUUUCUUAAGAAUGAUGGUAGUGGAUGUGUGUCAAUUUAUGGCCACAAGUUCGAUGAUGAAAAUUUUACUGCCAAACAUACUGGCCCAGGAUUGCUCUCCAUGGCAAACAGUGGACCAAACACAAAUGGGUGCCAGUUCUUCAUCACCUGUGCAAAAUGCGACUGGCUUGACAAUAAGCAUGUUGUCUUUGGGAGAGUGCUUGGGGAUGGUUUAUUGGUGAUGCGGAAGAUUGAGAACGUGGCUAUCGGACCAAAUAACCGACCUAAGCUUGCGGUUGUAAUUACUGAGUGUGGGGAGAUGUGAAAUGUUUUAACCCUCACCCAGCCAAAAGGCCAAAACAGUCCUUGAAGAACCUUUCCGCUGAAGGAGUAAUGUAGUGAGAGAGCCUAUUAGUUGUCAGCUUACGCAUUGUGACAGAAGUUAUCAUUUGUAUUUUAGCAAAAACAAUUUGUUAGAUUCUCUUUCUAUUUAGUGCCAAACUAUGAAACAUUUCCUGAAAGAAAUCAAAUUUUUGUUUGGUGGUAAA
This is a messenger RNA of Capsella rubella, 958 nucleotides long. RefSeq names its product peptidyl-prolyl cis-trans isomerase CYP22. Lineage: Eukaryota; Viridiplantae; Streptophyta; Magnoliopsida; Brassicales; Brassicaceae. The transcript is spliced from 6 exons. Bases 127 to 735 code for a protein of 202 amino acids. Gene Ontology annotation, molecular function: peptidyl-prolyl cis-trans isomerase activity. Gene Ontology annotation, biological process: protein peptidyl-prolyl isomerization. The record is from RefSeq and is a predicted model, not a curated record. Gene Ontology annotation, cellular component: intracellular membrane-bounded organelle.